GGUUUGUGUUUUGCAAGAUUCAUUGUCCUCCCUUCAUCUGCUUUUGCAAGCCUAAUUCCCCUCAUAUACACUCCUGGACCACUCAAAUUACAGAAUUCCCCAACUCCAUCUCCACCUUUGCCUAAUUCAAGACUUGAACCAGUUCCUGAGACAUCUGACCACUUAUCUGAUGAAGAAACCACUGAGAUCAUCAAGGAGGAGAGGUUAUUAGGUAAUGCGAAUCCACAACCAGCUACCGCUCAGCCUUGUCUCAAGAGUAGUCUCCGAAAGCCUAAUUCCGACUCAGGUGCUCCAAAACAGGAGGUGCUCAAGAAGAGAGUGCAGUGGACAGACUUUUUAGGGAAGCAGCUUGUUGACGUUAGGGAAUUUGAGUGCAGUGAACCAGAAGAUACCGACAAUGAAGACGACAACAGAAGAGGCUGCAUUUGUGUUAUUUUAUGAAACUUCUCAAAAUCAGCAUCCACUCUGCAAAUUCCUAAGGAAAUCGCAGCAAUUACAGGAGAAAGAAGGGAAAAUUCACGUUUAUGCAGCGAGUCUAAAAUCGAACAGAACUCGAGUGUUUGAAAUUCAGCUUUAGUUUUCGAGUUACCAAAUUACAACGGAGCUGCAGCUUUCACAAGACUGUUUUAUGACAACUCAAUAGAGUGGGUAGUCAAUAUUCGUUUAUAAGAAUGUUGACAAUAUUGCAUUCUUCUGAUUAUGAAACUUCUCACAAGUUCUGACACUAAAUGAAGUAGUUUUUUUUCAUUUA
Messenger RNA from Malus domestica (apple), 751 nucleotides. Lineage: Eukaryota; Viridiplantae; Streptophyta; Magnoliopsida; Rosales; Rosaceae. The record is from RefSeq and is a predicted model, not a curated record.